Messenger RNA from Rotaria socialis, 1671 nucleotides. The record is from the annotation of a GenBank genome assembly. Lineage: Eukaryota; Metazoa; Rotifera; Eurotatoria; Philodinida; Philodinidae.
AUGAGAUGGACCCAGCGAUACGGUGUUAUGGCGAUAGCCAUUAUUGUUAUGAUUGCAUUUGUUUUAGUUUCACGCCAAAAACGAUCUGCGGCAGAACAAACACAACAAACAAUUGAAUCAUUACAAAAUCGUAUUGAUUAUGUUUCACGUCUCAAUGAUGAACAUCUACAAGAACUAUCAGCAAUAAAACAACAAAAUAUUCGUUUAAUGCGUUCUUUAAAUUCAAUGAAAUCUUGUCACCGUCGUUUAGGAACAAAUGAUACAAAUAAUUUAUUGUUAACGAAUUUGAAUAGUACAAAUUUUGAUGAAGCAUUAAACGAUCACGCCGCUGAUUCAAUAAAAAAUGGCUUUCAUCUGCCACCAAGCUUCAGUUAUUUGAAACAUCUUAACAAUAAACAUGAUAUGUUAUCACCAGCGUUUCAUCGUCAAACAACACGGGAAAAUUUCUUACGUCGAAAUGUAUCAUUUGUUAUUGGUAUACCAACAGUUAAACGCGAUAAACAAUCGUAUCUAAUAGAAACGAUAAAAUCUUUAAUUGAUAAUAUAAAUAGUGAAGAUAUUGAACGACUAUUAAUUGUUGUAUUUAUUGCUGAGCCAUUUGAUAUUGAAUAUGUACGAACAACAGCUCAUCAAGUAGAAAAACUCUAUGACAAAUAUAUUGAAAGUGGCUUAAUUGAAAUCAUGAGUCCACCAUUAGAUUAUUAUCCUAAUUUUGAUAAAUUAACUUUAAGUUUAAAUGAUGACAAGGAACGUGUGAAAUGGCGUACGAAACAAAACUAUGAUUUUACUUAUUUAAUGAUGUAUUCAUCGAGCAGAGGCAAAUAUUAUAUUCAAUUAGAAGAUGAUGUUAUAACAAAACCUGAUUAUAUACAUAUUAUUGAGAAUUUUAUUAAUCGGCAAAAAACACAAAAUUGGUUUAUGUUGGAAUAUUCGAGCUUAGGAUUUAUUGGUAAAAUGUUUCAUACCAAUGAUCUUGAUGCACUAGUGAAUUUUUUUCUUAUGUUUUCUGCCGAUAAACCAAUUGAUUGGCUACUUGAAUAUUAUCAAGAUACAAAAUAUUGUCAGUUUGGUGCUGAUAUACAAGCAUGUACACGAACAAAAGGUUUACAUCGUUUUCGUUAUCGCCCAUCGUUAUUUCAACAUAUUGGAAUAUAUUCUUCAUUGAAAGGGAAAAUACAAAAAUUGAAAGAUAGAGAUUUUGGUAAAAAUGUGAAAUUAUUUAAAGCUCACGAAAAUCCUCGAGUAUCAUCAAUUCUAUCAACUUUGAAAGAUUACGAUAAACAUACAAUCAUCAGUUGCUAUGAAGGACAAAACUUUUUUUGGGCAUUACAACCGAAGAACGAUGAUACCAUUGAAUUUAAAUACGACCCACCGGUCAUACUAUCAAAAGUUUAUUUUAAAUCGGGUAAUCCGGAGCAUCCAGGUGACAAAUUUUUCAAUACAACUAUUGAUUUAUUACCAUAUGUACAACCUAAUGACGACGUAAAAUAUGUUAAAGAUCAUGAUGGAUUUUAUACAGUAGCAAAUUUUUCACAUGAUACUGGUAUUGCAGAAGGGCUUGUUAAUAAAGCACUUGGACCCAUAUCAACUGUACGUUUGAAAGUACAUUCAAAGUCAGAAGCAUGGGUUAUAUUGAACGAGAUUCUUAUUGAACCGAUGAAAUCUAAAUGA